This is a messenger RNA of Pipistrellus kuhlii (Kuhl's pipistrelle), 2712 nucleotides long. RefSeq names its product HEXIM P-TEFb complex subunit 1 (gene HEXIM1). The transcript has a single exon. Gene Ontology annotation, molecular function: 7SK snRNA binding; cyclin-dependent protein serine/threonine kinase inhibitor activity. Gene Ontology annotation, biological process: negative regulation of transcription by RNA polymerase II; negative regulation of cyclin-dependent protein serine/threonine kinase activity. The record is from RefSeq and is a predicted model, not a curated record. Bases 638 to 1726 code for a protein of 362 amino acids. NCBI's taxonomy places the organism in Eukaryota, Metazoa, Chordata, Mammalia, Chiroptera, Vespertilionidae. Gene Ontology annotation, cellular component: cytoplasm; nucleus; nucleoplasm.
GUCGGGAGGGGGAGGAGGGAGGGAGGGAGGAAGAGAGGAGAGCUGAGCUGAGCUGAGCAGAGCAGAGCAGAGCAUUGAGCCAGAGGGGAGAUGAGUUUGCCUGUCCUCGGAUGAGGCUCCGGCCCGGCCUGAGGAACUGGGAGCUGGGCUUGGAGCGACACCCGUGGAAGUGGGAGGAGGUGGCUCUGGGACCUUAACCCCUUGUGAGCGCUGCGUCAGGGGAUUUAACCCCUUGUGGGUCCGGCCCCGCAGAGGCAGCGUCAUCGGGUAGUUUUAACCCCUUCGGGGCUGGGUUUAACCCAUUGGACUUCACCUCACCUAGCCCACCAGUUCCUCCACUGUGGGGGCGCUCUGCGGGGAGGCUUGAGGCCGACCCCUCCGUACAUCACGUACUGCUCCUGCUGCUGCACCCCUUGGACCUGCUGAGCCGAUCGCGCGGUGGCGCUUAACCCUUUCCUGGCUCGAGCGCCCCCAAGUUGCCAUUGGAGUUUGCUGACAGGACUGGCCAAAGGCAUCACUGCAGGAAUCACCGGAGCGGACUCUGUGGGACAUUUUUUUUCUUCAAGAAAAGAAAAACCUCAUUUUUCUUCAAGGACUUGCAGCCAAAAUUCUUCAAACUUUGAGGACUCUCGUUGCCAUGGCCGAGCCACUCGUGUCGGAAUACCAGCACCAGCCUCACACCAGCAACGGUGCGGGUGCUGAUGCCGUCCCAGAGGAGCGGAGCCCCGACCGCCCCCCGGGCGCAGAGCAGCCGGCGCCCGAGGACGACAGCAGGCGGCAGCCGAGAGCGGCCCCGCCGGGUGGCCGUCCUGGGCAGGAGGGGGACGGGGGCCUGGAACCCCAGCCGUCUCCUCUGCAGACCCAGGACUGCCCAGAGCCCAGCUGCCUGGAAGCGGACGACAAGGGCCAGAAUGGGGAGGACGUGUCCGCUGUGGGGGCCGUCCCGCCGCCCGCGGGAGGGGAGCAGCGGCCCGAGGCCGAGCCGCCCACCCAGCCGCGGCCGGACUCCGAAGCCAACAAGUUGGGGGCUCGUGCCGCCGGGGGCGAGGAGCCGUGGAAGCAGCAGCAGCAGCAGCAGCAGAGGCAGCUGGGCAAGAAAAAGCACCGGCGACGCCCUUCCAAGAAGAAGCGGAUUUGGAAGCCGUACUACAAGCUGACUUGGGAGGAGAAGAGAAAGUUCGACGAGAAACAGAGCCUUCGAGCUUCGAGGGUUCGAGCCGAGAUGUUCGCCAAGGGCCAGCCGGUGGCGCCCUACAACACCACGCAGUUCCUCAUGGACGAUCACGACCAGGAGGAGCCGGACCUCAAAACCGGCUUCUACCCCAAGCGGGCGGCGGCCAAGUCGGACACCAGCGACGAGGAGUUUAUGGAGGAGGCGGGCGAGGAGGAUGGCGGCAGCGACGGGAUGGGCGGCGACGGCAGCGAGUUCCUGCAGCGGGACUUCUCGGAGACUUACGAGCGGUACCACGCGGAGAGCCUGCAGAACAUGAGCAAGCAGGAGCUCAUCCGGGAGUACCUGGAGCUGGAGAAGUGCCUCUCGCGCAUGGAGGACGAGAACAACCGGUUGCGGCUGGAAAGUAAGCGGCUGGGGGGCGGCGACGACGCGCGCGUCCGGGAGCUGGAGCUGGAGCUGGCCCGGCUGCGCGCCGAGAACCUGCAGCUGCUGUCGGAGAACGAGCUGCGCCGGCAGCAGGAGCGGGCGCCGCUGGCCGCGUUCGGGGACUAGGGGAAACUGUGGAGGGGAGGGACAAGGGGGGCUUUUUACAGCGAUGGGAUGUGACAUUACGUACAAGUGUAUAUAAGACAGUGGACCUUUUUAUGACAUAAUCAGAAGAGAAAAUCCCCCCGGCUUUGGUUGGUUUGGUAAACUUAGCUAUGCUGUAGCUUGCGUGCUUUUCCUGUUCUUUAAUUAUGUGAAACUGAGGGAUGCGUUACUUUUCUCUAGUUUUUUUUUUUUUUUUAUGUGUAAUUUGACCAAGUUACAAUGCAUUUUCUGUUAAGAAUCCUCUUAAACUGAUCUAUAAGGUGGCCAAAUCUGAGAACCAUUAAAUCCAUUCUAGUUAUAAUAAAUUUAAUAUUUGUAAAUGUAAUAUAGUUUAAGUGUGGUUUCUAGAACUAAUUCAAAAUAGUACUGAUUAUGCGAUUGCAUUUGGGGGGGGGGAUAAAGAAUUAAAUUUGUUUGGAAAAAUAUCUCUUAAUGGAAGAAUUUUCAAUUUGCUGGUUUUCCUCUUGAGUUAUAGUGUGCUACAAUAUAUAGUUCAGGCAAAAUAUAAAGAUUUAAAUAGCUUCUAACUUAAGUGUGCUUGCUUCCUAGUACCUUGGUGUUCUUUCCCGAUGUUGGAGAAAUAAAGCAGUAUUGGGUGUUUGGGGAGUACAGAAAGUGGCUACAAUUGGAAGAUUAAAAUUUAAUCCUGCUCAUUAGCCAUUCAAAAGUCUAUUAACAAAACUAUAAAUCUAACAAGUAGGUUUUUCGUAAUCUCCAUCCCACCCGACUCCUCUCUCUUCCCCUUUGAGGCUGGGAGUUCCUAAAUACCUGGCAGAGGCCCUUAGUAAACCUACUGCCUAAUGCUAGCAAUGGCAGGAUAACCUAUGGGGCAGCUCUUUAUGUUAAGAUGUUUAGAGAAGGGGAUAUUGGAUUUACAAAGGAAAGAGCUGUUUGGAGCAUUCCAGGGACUUACCCAACUUGUCCAAUAUUUAGGUUCUCCCUAUACC